UUUGCGACUCCCGAUCGCUACUUGCUGAGCUUUAUUCCGACUUGUUUGUUACUUAAAUUGUCGAUUAUAUUCUUAACAACUAGGAAUAAGCGUUCUGCGAUCAUAGAACAGAGCUUAGAUCAUCGUAUGGUGACUUAGUUUGUCUUAUAAGUCGUGUAUUUGCGAAAACAUGUAGCUUAUAAGUAUGUGUCGGCUUUAGUGAUCAUAUUUCACGGUUCCGAUAACAGUUUGUUUCAUUGUGUCGCGAGAAACGAAGUGUUAUGUUCGUGUUUUAGCGUUUAGCAGCCGUUAGGAGUUUGAAACUUCACGAUGAUGGAAGCAUGCUGUUCUCGCUUCACGUCAGCGGAGGGGGGCGCCCGCCUCGCUGCCGCCGCCGCCACCAAGAACAUUCUUGCAGUAGAGUACGCUAGCUUCAUACCCGUGAGGCUGUUGUAUGAGAAGGCCUAUCAGAUUAGAGGCUCUCUAUCUGAAGGGCGCAAACGCUCAGUCUACAUUACCCGCGCGUCCCGGGUACGAGUGGUGGCCUUCGAGCUGAAGAUACUCACAGACUUGGCCACGGCGGCUGCUCAGCUGUACCCUGACGUGAACGAUUGGAGCGCCGAGUUGGAGACCAAGGAGGUCCUAAUCUGCACGUCCUCAGUGCUGAAGCGGCUGCUAGAGGAACAACUCCUGAGCAUCAGCAACAUCAACGUGCUCAUCAUAGACAGCUGUCAUCUCAUAUACAGCGACCAGGACUUGAAAUAUAUAAUGCGAUCAUACAAAGAAUGCCCACAAGCAGACCAACCAACCAUACUAGCUCUCACUUACCCUCUAUUUUCAACAAAAAAAGACUUAGAUAAAGACAAUAAAAAUAAACCUAAUGACACAAACAACACACAGAAAGAUCUAGAACAACAAUCUCCUGAAAAAGAGAGUGAGAUUGAAGAAGAGAAUACUACAGGAAAGAUGGAGAUUGAAAAUACAAAAAAUGUUGAAAAUGAUAAUUCAAAAACAGAGAAUGAGAUUGAAGGUAAAGAAAUAGCCUUAAAAGAAGAAAUGACAAAUGGAGAAGGAGAAAGACAUGUACAAGUAGUGAAACAACAAGAGUUAGGAGAAGAGAUGGGAGUGUAUGAGAAUUUGGAUGAUUUCGACAUGUAUGAGAAGUUAGAGUGGAAGAUAGAAGAGUUGGAGAGUGAGUUGUGCUGUCAGAUGGACUUGGCUGAAGAUAUUGAUGGCGGGAAGAGGACGGCCUCCUCAAUCUCGAAGCCCAAAGAGCUAAUCAUAGAGUACGGUAGCCGUCCAUCAGACGAGACGCUGCCCGCUCUGUACCAAGAUGUAGAUACAUACAUGAGAGUGACCGUACAAGACGCUUUACACUUCAUUGAUGAUCACCGCCAUGACCCCACAGAAAUAUACGGCGAGGAGAUGUAUGACGAGUUCAUGAGUAUUCCGGACCCCAAGAUAGACCCCACGCUGGUGUUCAAGCAGUUCCUAUACGUGCUCGAUCAGUUGGGCCCCUACGCAGCGGACAAAGCAGCUUUCGCAUUACUAACAAAAUUAGAAAAACUCAAAAUCAAAAUACCUUAUGAACGCCACUUCAUACUCAUGUGUUUAUGUACCACAGUAUUUUUGAAAAUCCGAUGCUACGCCGAAAUGAUUUUCGAAAAAGUCGACGACGAAUGGGAAAGAUUAAAGACCUUUUCGUCGCCGAAAAUCAUGAGAUUGGCCGAAAUUUUGGAGAAGUUCAAACCGCCGGAUAUUCGGCCUAAUAAUUCGGCUGUUAACGGAAAGGAUAGUCGGGAUAGUAAGGAUAGAGCAAAUGAGGUUGUGUCUACUGGUUGUGAUAACUUAAGUAAAGGGAAUUUAAAGAAAAUGUUAAGUGAAAUAGAAGAUUGUGAUUUCGCAUCUUUAGGCGACAGAAUUGAAGAUCGAGUGAAUACUUACGUUUGUAAUUUAAAAGACCUUGACUAUCCUAUAGAAGACUAUCCUUUAAGUAUUAAUAGCCAAAUCCUUUUAGAUCAGGAUAUUAACGAGACAGAUAUUCCUGAAUCGGCUGAAGAUAUUUCUAAUAAUGAAAGUUCAACUAUCCCAACUGAAACAACCAAUCUUAUUACGAAUGACCGGGAUAGUGCAGAAAAAUCAAUUAAUCGAACGGAUAGUGGUGUUAAUAUCCCGGAUAGUUGCGUUAACGGGCCGGAUAGUAGUGUUAAUCAGCCGGAUAGUCGUAAUACUGAAGUGGCGUUACAACAGCGAGGAAUGUUAGGGUUUCCUAGACGUGCAGGGUACAGGAUGAGGGGCAAGUCUCGGAUGCAACGCAACAAUGCAGCGAGGGUGCUGCAGAUGCAACAGAACCCAGAUGCACUUUGUGGCAUCGUGUUCAUGAAGGAGCCGCUGAUGGCUAAGAUCCUGUUUAUGGUGCUCGUGGAUAUGUCCCGGAGUAACCCCCACUUGUCGUACCUGAGCGUACAAUACUGCGGCACGGAGCUGCCGGCCGACCCCGGGACUGAGCCCCGCGAGUGUCUGCGCCAGGGGAAGCGCCAGGAGGACGUGCUCAAGAAAUUCCGCAUGCACGAGUGUAACCUGCUUCUAGCGACGUCUGCGCUAGAAGAGGGCAUUGACCUCCCGCGGUGUAACCUUGUACUAAGAUGGGACGUACCGCCCUCCUACCGCUCGUACGGUCUCUGUCGCGGCCGAGCCCGUGCCACUCGCGCGACAGCCGCGCUACUGUGCAGCAACAGUCGCGACACUACUGAGAUGUUGCUGCAGAAUGUCGCUACUUACAGGGAGCUGGAUCAGAUUAUCAGCAGAAAAUGCGGCUGUGGCAUUCAGGAUGAGCCUCCGCAAACCGAGGAAGAUCACGCGGACGCUUUCACAAGCUUCGUCAAACCCUACACUCCUAUAGAUAGUACUAGCCAAAAUAUACAGGAAAGCAAAGAUACCAAAGAAAAAGAUAAAGAUAAGAAUGAGAGCAAAGAUAAAAAUGCAGCUAGCAAAAGUAAAAAAGUUAAGUUCGAAAGUAAAGUUCAAGAAAAAGUUAUAACUGAUAAUGCAAAUGGGGUAGACACGGGUAAUAAUAAUAUAAGAUUAAAUAGUUCUGUGGAUAAUAAUGUAAGUUUAAAUAACGAUAAUGCGAAUAUUCAUUCCAAAAAUAACAACGAAAAUGUUACUUUAAAUGAAGAAGUUAACACUAAAAAUAAUGCCGAAAACAUUAUUAAUAAUGCAGUGAAAACAGUUAAUAAUGUUGUUAAAUCUGUUAACGAAGUCAUUAAUAAUGUUAACGAAGCUGUUAAUAUAGGAAUUAACGAUCUCAUUAACCAAAUUAUUGACGAAACCGCUAGUUUGAAUGUUAGUGAUGAAAUAGAAAACAAUAAUGGUGAGAUUUCUAAUAGUAUAGACGCUGAAACGUCACAGAAUAGCGAAACUGGUGAAUUAGAGGUAAAAUUGGACAAAAAUCAUGUUGAUAUCGAUAAUCAUUCGAUUAAAAACGACUCGAUAACAAAUGAAAUCGAUAUUAAGCCAAUUAAAACUGAAAUCGAAAAUCAUUCGAGUACAAACGACUCGAUAAGAACCGAAACCGAUAUCGAACCAAAUACAAGCAAAAUCGAUAAACGAUCGAAUGACAAAGAAGAAUCGAAUAAAGAAAUCGAGUUAUCGUUCAAUAAUUGUGAGAAGUGUUACAAUGUGAAGAUCAGUGGUGUGUGUCUGUGUGCGAAUGUUAAUAUGUACUAUCAACUCUUAGCUAAAGCUAGUGCGAUGAAUAAAUCGGAUUUCAAGAAGAAUAUUAGUGAAAAUGAACCUACUGCUAGCGUUGAUUUGAGUACUGCCAUUGCGUUAAUUAAUAGAUACUGCGGCAAACUACCUUCAGACACAUUCACCCGGCUAGCUCCUCAGUGGUGGAUGGAAGAGAUCCAACUGCCGGUAGCCGGGUCCAAUGAUACCCGGACUGCUUACAUCUGCACGCUGCGGCUGCCUCUCAACUGCCCCGUCAAGUAUAAUAUAGUGGGACACCCGAUGCCCACUAAGGUGUUGGCGCGAAGGAUGGUGGCGCUACAAGCAUGCAGGAUACUGCACAAGAGUGGAGAACUCGAUAACCAGCUGAUGCCUAUAGGUAAAGAGAAUUUCAAGGCGGCUGAGCUGGGCGGGUCGGGCGUUACUCGGGAGGCGGAUGCCGGUGACUCAGCCCGCCCCGGCACCACCAAGCGCAGGCAGUAUUACUAUAAACGAACAGCAUGGGCAUUCACGGACUGCCAGCCGGUCAUAGACUCCACGGACGAGGAGAUAUACCCGGGCGUAGACCCGAGCACGUUGGACAUAGACAGCGACACAGAGCCGGGACAGUCGGAGGAUAGUCAGAAGGAAGAGGGGGGUGAGGAAGUCAGGAAAGAGGGGGGAGGUAAUAAACGCAACAUGCUAUACGCGAUAGUGUGCAAGCUGUGGUGUGCUCUCCCGGAGCGCUACAACACGCGCGGGCGCCGCCUGCACGCGCCGCAGCUCGCCAGCCAGGCCAUCGGCAUCCUCAUGUCGCGGCACGAGCCUGACAGCCUUCAGAUCCCGGCGUUCCCUGUGUACACUCGGUCAGGCGAGGUCAGGGUGUCUGUGGAGCAUGUACCGUCAGCAGAUGUACGGGUCUGCCCGCGCAGAGCCAAGCUGGUCAGGAGAUUCAUGCGCUUCGUGUUCGCGGAGGUGCUGCGAGUGCGAAGACGCGGCAUGAAGUUACAGAGCGAAGGCUCUACGCACAACAACUACUAUAUCGUGCCUACUGUUAAGACUACGAAUGAAGAUGGUACCCAUAAAAUAGACAUAGACUGGGCAUUCCUAGAACUGAUCUACCAACAUACAGAAGAAAAAAAACUCUCUGACAUAGAGAAACCGCUCCUCUGGCAAGACAACCCGGAUGAAGAGCAUAGAGUGGAGAGGGAGAGCCAUAGACGGAGGAGGGGGAAGAAGAGGAUGGCUAAUCCUCUUUUGAAGAAAGGAGAAGUGUUUGUGUUUGACGCUGAGAAGUAUAGCGAGGCGGUCGUCACUCCGUGGUAUAGGAAUCAGGAUCAGCCACAGUUCUUCCUCGUAGCGGAGAUCUGUUGGAACCUGACUCCCGACUCCUCAUUCCCGUCAGCGACCCACCAGAGCUUCAGAGACUACUACAGCACUAAGUACGGAGUCAGCCUGACCCAGAGGGAACAGCCGCUGUUAGAUGUAGACCACACCAGUGCCAGGCUCAACCUGCUCACUCCCAGAUACGUGAACCGCAAAGGCGUGGCGCUUCCAGUGUCCUCCGAGCGUACUCGCCGAGCCAAACGCGACCGCCUCGACCAGAAACAGAUCCUUAUACCCGAGCUGUGCCGGGUGCAUCCAUUCGCUGCACCUCUGUGGUUCGCUACAGUGGCGCUGCCCUGUGUACUGUACAGAAUAAAUGCCCUUCUCAUAGCGGAUGAGAUCCGUCGCGCGGUGGCCAUCGACGUGGGGCUCGGCAUACCCAAGAUCAACGAGGACACCAUGCCGGGCUUCCAGUGGCCUGCACUCGACUUCGGGUGGAGUCUAGCUGAGGUAUUGAGCGCAGAUUCAGAGAAGAAUGAUAAGAAGAAAGAAGAGGAAGAAUCUAAGAAAGAAAAAGAAGAAAAAGAAAAGAAGCAAAUCGAAGAAGGACAGAAGAGCACAGAAGUGGAGAAGAGUGAAGAAGUCAGAGAGAAGACUAUCAACGAUAUACUGCAGGAGAAGGAGGACGCUGCCGCUGAGGCGUUUGAAAUCGGCACUUGGAGCAACGACAUGGCGUCUUCCAUCCCCGAGUCGAGCGAGUUCGACGAGCUCAUGGAACCGCUGCCUUCUAACCUCACCUUCUGCACUUCUGCGAGUGGCGGCACCGACUGGUGCGAUCCUACAGGCAGGCACAAGUACAGCAAGAACUUCGCCAUGGCCGACAGUGAUGACUCUUUUAUGUCCAGUGACCUGGACUCGGAUGACUCUGACCUGGAUUACGACGGGACGGACGAAGAGACUGACACCAGUGGCUACGGGAGCGCCAAGAAUCCUAACACAUCAAUGGGCGUCCGCAUAGAAUACAAGACAGCUCACGAGGCUGAAGCGUUCGACAUCGAGCGAGUCAAGAAGGUCAACCCGGCACCGCUGCCCGACGAACAUGAUGACGCAGCCGACAGGGACGAACACGACAGGGUUAUACGCCAGGGCAGUGCGCCACAAGAGUACAUCGAAAAAUUCCGCGCCUCAGUAGCCCAACAUAAACAAGAGAUCAUACAAAAGAACCACCUAAUUACCAAAGACAACCACAUCACAGACAUCUUACCAGAGACUAAAGACUCCUACCAUAGUGCAGUCAUCUGUAAACGCAGCGAGAACGAUGCUAUCACCGAACUCUUUCCUUAUGGCACAGACGAAUUAACCGUCAAAAACGGACAAAUUGACAUUGAAAGCAUAGAAAAAAAUAAACGAAAAAUUCUCCAAGAUUUGAAGAAUAAUUUGCCUAAGGAAGAAGUGAAGAAGUUGAAUUGUUUCGCUAUGAAAGACAUAAACAUUGAUUCGGAAGAUUAUGUGAAUGAAAAAGUGGUGAAUGUUGGUUUCGAUACGAAAGAAGGGUAUGAGAAGGCCAGUAAAGGGGUGGGGGAGUUUAAGCCCUAUUAUGAAGACGGGAGGGGGGGCAAGGAGUUUGAUUUUGAUUACCAACCGACGCUAGAAGGACAUCCGGGGCCAAGUCCUAGUGUUAUAUUGCAGGCGCUAACAAUGUCGAAUGCCAACGACGGCAUCAACCUGGAACGACUGGAGACCAUCGGAGACAGCUUCCUCAAGUUCGCCAUCACAGCAUAUCUGUACUGCGCCCACCCCACUGUGCACGAGGGCAAGCUCAGCCAUAUGCGCAGCAAGCAGGUAUCGAACCUCAAUCUAUACCGCCUAGGACGCAACAAACGUCUCGGAGCGCGGAUGAUCGCGUCUAAGUUCGAACCUCACGACAAUUGGCUGCCGCCCUGUCAUAAACCACCGCCUACGCUACAUCCUAGGAUCAAUGGCGAAGGCAAAGACAUAAUGCAGCACUUGGACACGCCGCAGGACUCGGCCGGAUGCUUCAUACCUUACAACCUCAUCACGCAGCAUAGCAUACCAGACAAGUCAAUAGCGGAUUGCGUGGAAGCCCUAAUAGGCGCGUACCUGCUAGAGUGCGGUCCCCGCGGAGCCCUGCUGUUCAUGUCGUGGCUCGGCAUCCGGGUGCUGCCGUGCCACCACGUGGCUCUGCACGACACCCACCCCUACGUGGCUACUGCCACCCGCAGCGACAAGCAGCAGGCCGAGGCUUCCCCCCGUGGGCCGCGCAGCCGCGUGUCGUCGUGCUCGGAGGACGAGGCGGAGGAGGUGUUCCCGGCGCAGUCGUGGUCGUGGCCGUCGCGGGCUGUCGGCUCGCUGAGGCCUUAUACUGAUGAGAACGGACGGUGGAUGCAGCCGAUAUUCGGGGAGCUGAAGGCGCCGCCGUCACCUCUGCUCCGGUACAUUGAGGACCCCGACGGAGAGUUGGAACAAAUGCUCUCAGGCUACGACGCCCUAGAGCGCACGCUGCAGUACCGCUUCAAGGACCGCUCGCUGCUGCUGCAGGCGCUGACGCACGCCUCGCAUCACGCCAACCGCCUCACCGACUGCUACCAGCGCCUCGAGUUCCUCGGAGACGCUAUACUGGACUACCUGAUCACGCGUCACCUGUACGAGGACGGGCGGCGACACUCGCCGGGCGCGCUGACGGACCUGCGCUCGGCGCUCGUCAACAACACCAUCUUCGCCACCCUCGCCGCCAGGCACGGCUUCCACAAAUAUUUCCGUCACAUGUCUCCGGGCUUGAACGAGGUGCUCACCAAGUACGUCAAAAUACAAGAGGAGAAUGGACACUCCAUUAGUGAAGAGCACUACCUAAUACAAGAGGACGAGAUGGAGCAGGCUGAGGACGUGGAGGUGCCCAAGGCGUUGGGAGACUUGUUCGAGUCCGUCGCGGGCGCUAUCUUCUUAGACUCAGGCAUGUCCCUGGGCGCAGUAUGGAAGUCGUACGUGAACCUAAUGGGUGCUGAGCUGGAGGCGUUCAGCGCCGCGGCCCCCAAGUCACCCGUCAGGGAGCUGCUCGAGGCUGAGCCUGAUACCGCCAAGUUUGGCAAGCCGGAGCGGCUGGCGGACGGGCGGCGCGUGCGCGUGUGCGUGGAGGUGUUCGGGCGCGGCACGUUCAAGGGCGUGGGCCGCAACUACCGCAUCGCCAAGGGCACGGCCGCGAGGUGCGCCCUCAGGCAUCUCAAGGUGCAUCGGCCACAUUAGAACAUAAUAAAACAACCAAAAUAAUAGUUUAAGGCCCGGUUAUUCGAAAGUUAAAGUUAAAAUUUUACCACGUUGUCAAUUUUGACCACGGUUUGUUUGAUUGUGACGUUUUUAUUAUGAAGUUUUAACGCUCGUAGAACUAACUGGUACUUCAACAACGCUUUUUGAAUUUAAACCCUGUUAAUUUUACUGUAACUAGAAUUUAACCCUAACUUUGACGUAACUGAGCUUCGAACAACCGGGCCUAAGAAACUAAAAAACACGCUUUUAGCAAGCACAAAUUACAAAGUCCGCCAUCUUGGGGAAGCCGCCAUAUUGGAUUUGUAAUAACGUGUCUUAGCUAGUCUUGUCUUAGUAUUGUCAUCAGAACUUAGCAUGUGGAAAAUGUCAUCCUAAUCGAAGGCCGGGAAAUGGGUCAAAGUACGGUUCGAAAUUAAGUUCCGAUUUGUUAUAAAUAUCUGUCAUUAUAUUAUAAUGACUCGAAAAACUGUAAUUAUUACCGUAUGUAUGUUUACUAUUUUAAACUUGACAAAGACAUUAUAUAUCAUUUUAGUACUUUUUAUUAAUUGCACCACAUUUUUUCGACCAUCAAAAAUAGUUCUAAAUAAGGAUCGCAAUAUAUUAAAAAAAUCCGUAUGUAAGUAAGUAUAGCUAUUGUAAGUUUUGAAAAAUGUUAAAUGUGUAAGUUAGAAUAAGAAAAAUACUAUAGAUAAUUUUAAGCUAAUAAUAUAAGACAGUAAAUAUUUAACUAGUAAGCCAAUUAAUCUAGUUUGUAAGUCUUCUCUUACAAGAUUGAAUGAAAUUCAACGCAAACUAUCUUCAUAGUUAAACCAUUCAUUCAUUUUCAACCGGCCGAUGUAUUGAAAGUGAAUGGAAAUAGGUUCAAUACGGGGACUACGAUUGAAUUUCAUUCAUUCUUUUAAAAAUUAUCUAAUAAUCGUGUUAUAAAAACAUGGAGAAGACUAGCGUAGAUGUCGUAACUGAAAAUCUCGUAAGAAAAUAGCGCGACAAAAUGCGUGUGUUCGAGAGACCAGGAACAAUACUAACUCCGCCCCCAUAUACCUUUGGAAACCGCCCAUUUGUUGUAAAAACCAAAAAUCUUCAAAUACGUAACUGGAACACCUCGUUAGGUUACUUAUAACGGAGCGUGUUGGUCACGCCCACAGUAUGUAUUUGACCUAGGAAAAGCCGUCUCAUUGGCAUCUCCGCUCAUCUUUCCUUCCUCAGUGGCUAUAAAACAUUUGUUGGCUGUAAACAUGAUAUAUAAUGCUGAAAAGUGUCCAAAACACAAGUCUUCACUUAUUCCGUGUUUAGAAAGACACAGCAUUUGUAGGUCCCUUUUCGCAGUCGUUACGGGAAGUCAGGAGUCAGAAAGUCUUCAAAUCAUGCCAAGGAGUGUCGGGUUGCCCGGGUAACUAGGUUGAGGAGGUCAGAUAGGCAGUCGCUCCUUGCGGGACACUGGUACUCAGCUGCAUCCUGUUAGACUGGGAGCCCAGAGUUGGUAUGAGGCUAUUUAAGGAUACUCGGUCUCGCCUGUGAAACUAUACGCACAUUCAACAUGAGCAAUAUUUCGUCACGGCAUAUAAGAGUUUGUCACUCCACAAGUACCCCAAUCUAUACUAAUAUUAUAAAGAGGAAAACUUUGUUUGUUUGUUUGGUUGUAAUGGAUAAACUCAAAAACUACUCGACCGAUUUUAAAUAUUCUUUCACCAUUAGAUAGCUACAUUAUCUGCGAGUAACAUAGGCUAUAUUUUAUUCCGGGGCGGGCAGUAGCUCCCACGGGACGCGGGUGAAACCGCGGGAAAACGCCUAGUACAAUAUAAAAUGUAGUCACAGUUAGAUAAUAUAAAAGACAGCUAAUCCUAUAUUUGCAUGUGAAAACUAUGUUCUUAUUUGAAGCCAGAAAUACGUGAUAAAAUCAGUGUAUAUUAUAAAAGUUAAACAAUGACCGUCACCCUGUCCGUCUUUUCGCGAGCAUCGAUAAACUACUGAACAGAUUUUUAUGUACUUUUCACCAAUAGAUAACUAAACGCCCUGAAUCUGAAUAAAAUAACCCUCUGAUCUUCUUAAAAAUAAAUAUUUUAACAAUGUUUUAGGCAGCUGGGCAGGUCGCUAUCAGUCGUGCUACUUUUUAUUUCCCAAGAAGUUUGUGGUUUCAAGUAUUCACUAAAGGUAAAUAAGUAUGAUGUGACUUUAUAUUUAAAAACUCAGUAAAAAAAUAAAAUGUGACAAAAACAACACAAUGAUAAAAAAUUAUCAAUUGAAUCAUUAUUUUAAGCAGUAAUAAACUACUGCUGUUUGAUAUAUGUACCUACCUAUAUUUCUUUGUGUAAAGUCAUAUCAAAAUUGUUUGCCUUGUUAAGUGUACGCACUGACUCAAAUGGAGUAUGCUUAGAUGUAAGUAUAAAUGAUAAUAUAAGCAAUUAUAAAAUCACUGCCAAUUUGUAUGUUUUGUGUAUUUUUAAUCACGAAGCUUAUUUAAUAAAAUUUUAAGAGUGCUAAGUAUAUUAUUUUAUUCAAUGUCUUACUUGUGCCACACAAUCUCACUGUUUCCCGCCAACUGGCCAUAGAGUAUAGUAUGUUAUCUCCGCGUCUAUGCGACAACGAGACGACAGAUAUUUGUGAUAAUACACUACACUAAACUAGGUACGGUAGACCGCACAUCAGUGGUAACUGUCAUGCACCUUAACUCAAUAGUAAUAAGUACGAUUUUCCUAUAAAACUGUUACCACUGACCUGAAGUUGACUGUACCCAAGUUACGAUAACUUAGGGCAAUGUUAAGUUAUAACAGAACAGAUAUGCAUAAAUAAAGUCUUUAUUGAAA
Messenger RNA from Helicoverpa zea (corn earworm), 11099 nucleotides. RefSeq names its product endoribonuclease Dcr-1 (gene Dcr-1). Gene Ontology annotation, biological process: siRNA processing; apoptotic DNA fragmentation; pre-miRNA processing. Lineage: Eukaryota; Metazoa; Arthropoda; Insecta; Lepidoptera; Noctuidae. Gene Ontology annotation, cellular component: nucleus; cytoplasm; RISC complex. Bases 310 to 8274 code for a protein of 2654 amino acids. The transcript has 42 exons. Gene Ontology annotation, molecular function: protein binding; RNA binding; ribonuclease III activity. The record is from RefSeq and is a predicted model, not a curated record.